GCUGGGGCUGGGCGAACCGCUGGCUUACAGCCACCGGGGCCUCCAGCGGGGAAUCUUGGCGUGGUGGAGCCGCCGCUCGAGCUGCCGAGUCCUGCGAGCCGAGUGCGGUGCGGACCCGGGCCCAGCGGCGCGGGGCCGGUGCACCCAGAGGACGAUGGCAGCGUCCGCCCGACUCGGGGCGUUGAUGGCAACCUCGCACCGCAGGCGCUGGCUGUGCUCGGGGCUUGUGGCGGCGCUCUGGCUGUUGACAGCCAGAGUGUCAGCGUUGGAAGUAUAUACACCAAAAGAAAUCUAUGUGGCAAAUGGGACACAAGGGAAGCUCACAUGCACAUUCAAGUCCACCAAUGUGACUAGCCGCUUAACCACUGUUUCCUGGAGCUUCCAGCCAGAGGGGACUGACACCACUGUGUCGUUUUUCCACUACUCCCAAGGGCAAGUAUACUUUGGGAAUUAUCCACCAUUUAAGGACAGAAUCAGCUGGGCUGGAGACCUCGACAAGAAGGAUGCAUCAAUCAACAUAGAAAAUAUGCAGUUUAUACACAAUGGCACCUACAUCUGUGAUGUCAAAAACCCUCCUGACAUUGUUGUCCAGCCUGGCCAUAUUAGACUCUAUGUCGUGGAAAAAGAGAGUUUGCCAGUUUGGGUGGUGGUGGGUAUAGUUACUGCUGUGGUCCUAGGGCUCACUCUGCUCAUCAGCAUGAUUCUGGCGGUCCUCUAUAAAAGGAAAAACUGGAAACCGGAAUAUACUGGCUGCAGCACAUCAGAGAGUUUGUCAUCAGUUAAGCAGACUCCACGGAAGUCCCCCUCGGACACAGAGCAUCUAGUAAAGAGUCUGCCUUCAGGAUCUCACCAGGGGCCAGUUAUAUACGCACAGUUAGACCACUCUGGUGGACAUCACAGUGACAAGAUUAACAAGUCAGAGUCUGUGGUGUAUGCGGACAUCCGGAAAAAUUGAGAAAAGACCAAGAACAUAUCCUAAGCAAGAAACAAAUCCAAACUGGACUCUUUUUCCAGAAAGUGUAACCCAUAGCCAUAUGUGGUCUUGAGGACCCAGGCACGGACAAGCAUGUGUAUACUCAGAGAGGGAGAAAACAAAUGUGUAUGAAGACUAUGUAUAAAUAUUCUGUUUAAUCUUCCUGAUGUGAGAAGCCAGUGUUGCAUGAUGAAAAGAUUCUGUUCAUAUAUAAUUUGUCUUACUGUUUUUGUACAUUCUUUGGGACAAUUUACAAUUCUGAAAUUUCAGAAACAUUCCUAUUAUCAUCAUGUGGAUGUGGUUUGCCUUAAAUGGAGACAGCAGACCUUGUAGUAUUUCCUAGACAUGGCCUUUUUGUCUAAGGGCUCAAACAGUCUUAGCAUUUAUUGUAGUUGGAAGAUGCGAUACUCUGAUGGAAGCAGAUCCAGGGUGGCCUUUGGACACUGUAUCAGAAAUAAAUAGUUGGUGGUAUCUUUAGACAGCACCCCUUAACUAUGCCACUUGAAGCCAGUUUGGGAAGCUUUGAUUAAUGUUUUUCUACAACAAGGAACAGUUUUUAUCUUUUAAUAUUGCGUAGGUUUACUUUGACAUCAUACCCUUUAAGAAUAUAUUCAACAUGUUGAUUCAUAAUGGCAGGAGCAACAAAGGAUAAAGGUUAGAAAUCAUGUCCUUUUGGGUACUUUAAGCCAACCAUAGAGACAAAGUAGAAAAUCCAGACUUUGCUUGAGGGGUAUUGUGACCUCUGGAGGCAAAGGUGUCAGUUACCUUUUUUGCUGACAUUGUUCCUGCUUAAAGUCAGAGUCUUCACCCAGAAGAAGCUGAAAAGAGUUCCUCCUUCCAAGUGUGCAGAGAUGGGGUUGCUGGAUUGCAUUCACUAGAGAAAUGGUCUUGUAAAGCCUCCUUCAUGCCUUUAGCAAGAAAAAGCCUCAGGCAGUUAGGCAUGUGGCUUUUCUUGUAGCUUCACAAUAUCAAAAAGAAAGACCUUUGGGCUAAAAGGAGUCAAGAAUUUUAAAACUGAAGUAGGGCUAGUUCUGCUACUUGGCAAUCUCUUUUAUGUCCCUGUUGUGGGUUUGUUUUAUUUUUCUCCUGUUACUUGGAAUUGAUUAACAACGAAACAAGAGAAAAGGUAAUUUGUUCUCUCCUAAAUUCAUUUUCUCUCCUCCACUACUCCCUCCCCUACUUCAGAUGAAAGAGGUUUUAUAUUUAAUUGGUAAUUAGGAGCAUGGUCAGGGUCAUUAAGCAGUUUAUUUAUAUUGUCAUCCUCCCAUUUGUUU
Messenger RNA from Dipodomys spectabilis (banner-tailed kangaroo rat), 2247 nucleotides. It is a transcript of the gene Mpzl1, whose product is annotated as myelin protein zero like 1. The record is from RefSeq and is a predicted model, not a curated record. Bases 155 to 955 code for a protein of 266 amino acids. Gene Ontology annotation, cellular component: focal adhesion; membrane; cell surface. The transcript is spliced from 6 exons. Lineage: Eukaryota; Metazoa; Chordata; Mammalia; Rodentia; Heteromyidae.